AGAAAAUAAAAAAGGGUGAUGAUGUUGAUGAUGAUGGAGUAAAAGUAAAGCUUACUGAGGAAGUCGCAACAGUAGUAAACCCAAGUAAGCCAUGACUAUGGCUUCCCACCAGAUUUAGAAUAUAUCAUAUCAUAUCAGAUCCACCGUCACCAUUCGCCACCACAUUCUACAUACAUUACAUUACCCUUAUCCCAUUUCAGAUCUCAAAACCAAAUCCAAAGAAAUGAAGGAUUCUAAUUCAAACUCAACCACCACCACCAGUAGUAGAACAGAACCAAUAGGCCAAAACCUAAUCAAACUAAUAAGCAAUCUAUGUUUUUCAUUCUUCGUCUUCACCGUUCUCAUCUUCACCGUCAUUGCCAUCACAUACCAACCACCUGAUCCAUGGCUUCAAUCUUCACCAGCCUUAACAAACCUCUUCACUCAACCUAAAAACGCCACUUUCCACAUCGACACUUCCGUUAUCAAAACCGGUGAAGACAUCACUCCUUCACCACAGGACUCACCUCUUCCUUCCUCCGCCGAUGCAACUCCCGCCGUCACGGAAGCUGUAAUUGAAAAAUCCGAGGAGAAAAUCAUCAAUUCAUCCGUCGCGGCGCCUGGUCCUAUUUCCUCUGACUGUAAGGAGCUUCUCGGAACGCUAAAUUGCUCCGAUCCUCGUGUUCUUAUUGCUAUUCAGAGAUUUAAUCUUCGUGCUUUUAAGUCUAUUUCGUUUUUCGAGUAUCAAACUCCGGUGAACGGUGCUGUUUCCGGUGAUUGCGAUGUUUCGUGGAGGUUUCGUAAUAAAAGAGAGAAGUCAUGGAGGAAGUACCGUGAUUUUCGUCGGUUUAGGGUAACUGUAACUGAUGAAUGUCAUUAUAAGGUUAUUCACGCAGGUGGCUUUCAUUCCGGUGUGAAUGCGCGUCGAAAUCCGGCGCCACGGACACCACGGACCGGAGGUGGUAAGGGAAAAACAUUGCCGCGAAAUUCGAACAGGGAUGAUCAGAUCAACGACACGAUUCCGAGUUUGGGAUCGGAGACUAAUUUUAGGAAUGGCAAGUAUUUGUAUUAUUCACGAGGUGGUGAUUAUUGUAAGGGUAUGAAUCAUUAUAUGUGGAGUUUCUUGUGUGGUUUAGGUGAAGCAAUGUUUUUGAAUAGAACUUUUGUUAUGGAUUUGAGUGUUUGUUUAUCUUCAAUGUAUAACCCUAGUAAUAAGGAUGAAGAAGGAAAGGAUUUUAGGUAUUACUUUGAUUUUGAGCAUUUGAAAGAGGUAGCUUCCAUUGUUGAGGAAGGUGAGUUUUUGAGAGAUUGGAAGAGAUGGGAUAAGACUCAUCUUAAGAAAAAGAAGGUUCCUGUUAGAAAGGUUGUUACUCAUAAGGUUACUCCUAUGCAACUUCAGAAGGAUAAAAGUACCAUCAUUUGGAGGCAAUUUGAUUCCCCUGAGCCGGAGAAUUAUUGGUAUAGAGUUUGUGAAGGCCAGGCUGCUAAGUAUAUUCAGAGACCUUGGCAUGCUUUGUGGAAAUCCAAGAGGUUGAUGAACAUUGUUACUGAGAUUAGUGGAAGAAUGGACUGGGAUUUCGAUGCAGUUCAUGUGGUUCGCGGGGAAAAAGCUCAAAAUAAGGAGCUAUGGCCUAAUUUGGAUUCCGAUACUUCGCCAGAUGCAAUUCUUGAGAAGCUUAAAGGGAUGGUUCAGCCUUGGAGGAAUUUGUAUGUUGCUACGAAUGAGCCGUAUUAUAAUUACUUUGAUAAGUUGAGAUCGAAUUUCAAGGUGCAUUUGCUUGAUGAUUAUACGGAACUGUGGGGAAAUUCAAGUGAAUGGUACAAUGAAACUAGUCUUCUUAACAAUGGAAAGCCUGUUGAGUUUGAUGGUUACAUGAGAGUUGCAGUGGAUACAGAGGUCUUUUACCGUGGAAAGACUCGUGUGGAAACAUUCUAUAAUUUGACUAAAGAUUGCAAAGAUGGAGUUAAUACGUGCUGAUCAGGUUCUCCCUACUGAUUUUGAUGCUUAUUCAUUGUACACGAGUCUUUGUUCUCGAUUUAGUUUUAGAUUCAUAUCUUGGGGGUAAAUUUAAGCUUGCUGCUGUGCUUGCUUGUUCUUUUAUUGUAUUGGUUGAUGAUUUAUUACUUGUGUUGAUUAUUAUGAUUUUGUAUACAACAUAUCAUAGAAUCCCUUACUCUCUUCCUGCUUCUCCCA
This is a messenger RNA of Trifolium pratense (red clover), 2173 nucleotides long. RefSeq lists its product as uncharacterized. Lineage: Eukaryota; Viridiplantae; Streptophyta; Magnoliopsida; Fabales; Fabaceae. The transcript has a single exon. Gene Ontology annotation, cellular component: Golgi apparatus. The coding region runs from base 224 to 1957 and encodes 577 amino acids. The record is from RefSeq and is a predicted model, not a curated record.